This is a messenger RNA of Physella acuta, 5652 nucleotides long. Its product is annotated as multidrug resistance-associated protein 1. Gene Ontology annotation, molecular function: ATP binding; ATP hydrolysis activity; ABC-type transporter activity. The record is from RefSeq and is a predicted model, not a curated record. NCBI's taxonomy places the organism in Eukaryota, Metazoa, Mollusca, Gastropoda, Physidae. Gene Ontology annotation, biological process: transmembrane transport. Gene Ontology annotation, cellular component: membrane.
ACCGGCCUAGCAGGCGGCUAGCAGAAGAUAGUGUUGUAGUUCAACUGUAGUUCUCUAAACAAGUAAACACACCUUUAUAAAUAUACUUUGUGUAGCUAAUAAAUUCGAUACAAAUAUCUAUUGUUGUGAAGAUCAGACUAAAACUAUAUUUUUGUUAGACAUAUAAAUUUGGCUGUUUACGGAUUUCUGUGAUUUUGUUAGCCAAAUAUGCCAGAUUUUUCUUACAGCUGGACAUAAAAACUAUGGCAGACGAGUGGUCAACUUUUGAAAAAUUCUGUGGAAACUCUCCUUUUUGGAAUGAAUCUCUCCUGCUAGACGACACAUACCCCCACUUUACGCCAUGUUUUAGGCAAGUUGCCCUGAUAUGGAUACCUUGCCUAGCGCUUAUUGCCGUCUCACCUUUCUACGUUGCCUACCUGCUCCAACAUAACAGAUGGUCAUCCUUGCCCCUCGGUGUCCUGCACAUAAUUAAAGUGUUGUCUUCCCUUGCCCUUCUUGGAAUCUCAGUCGCCAUCCUCAUCAUCCGAGGGGUGGAUGAGAAUCAGGAUGACGUCAUGGACGUGGAGUACGUGUCGGAAGGUCUGAAGGCCGGGUGUUUUCUUCUGUCGUUACGUCUUCUGUCGUUAUUUAUCCUGGCACUGGAGCGGAGGAAGGGCUUCAUGACGUCAUCAGUACUGUGGACCUACUGGACUGUGAUGCUUUUAGUUUCCAUCGUGCCUUUUUACAGUAAUAUCAUUGAGGAGCUUGAGACUACAGACAACGUCAGCUUCGUCCUGUUCUAUGUUUACUUCGGGUUCCUGGCCCUGCAGUUUGUCACGUCAUCGUUCGUGGAGAAACGCUCCGGAGUCUACCAGGAUCUCUCGAAGAACCCAAGUCCUGAGCUAACAGCAUCUUUUCCCAGUAUCAUCAGCUAUUGGUGGCUGAAUGGGCUGAUCAUCAGGGGCUACAGGAAGACGCUGACAGAAGACGACAUCUACGAUCUGGCACCACAAGACACCUGCGAUGCCGUCAUUCCACCGUUUGAGCAUGCGUGGGCGGCAGAGAGGGCCAGGGUAGACGCCUACAACAACAAAAUCAGACCAAAAGUGGAGGCCAUGUUAGGCAAGAUGGGGAAGGACCAGCACUACACGGAGAAGACCCCUUUGAUCACCAGUAAAGCUAAGGCCAACGGGACCCCGACGACCCCAGACCCCAAGGGUAAAGCUGAGAAGAAACCCAAGUCUCCCUUCAAAGAACCGUCACUGUUGCGUGUUUUGAUCAAAGUAUACGGGCCGAUACUGCUACUGGCACAGGUAGUGAAGACAGCCACAGACUUGAUGCCAUUUGCCACCCCAAAAAUUACAGAGGCCCUACUGUCGUAUGUGGCCAUGAAGGAUGUGGAGCGGGAAUGGAAGGGGUACGUCCUGGCCUGCUCCUACUUCGUCGUCCAGUUCCUGGUGUCUCUGGGCUCCAACCAGGCUCUCCUGGUGCUCAGGCGGCUAGGCAUGAGGGUCAAGGCCGCGCUCAUUUCAGCCAUAUACAAAAAGUCACUAACGAUCACCAACAUCAACGACGAGACGACAGCAGGUGAGAUCGUCAACCUGAUGUCUGUAGACUGUCAGAAGAUAGAGGACGUCUGCAACUACCUGUAUUUUAUCGUCUCCACACCUUUCCAGCUUGCCCUGUCCAUCUACAUGCUGUAUGACCAGCUGGGCGUGGCCGUGUUUGCUGGACUGGGGGUCAUGUGUCUGGCCGUGCCGGUCAACGCCUUCAUCGGGUAUUUCCUCAGGACCUACCAGCUGCAGCAGAUGAAGCUCAAGGACAAAAGGAUGAAACUUAUGACGGAGAUUUUAUCUGGCAUCAAGGUGCUAAAGCUGUACGCCUGGGAGGGAUCGUUUGAGAAAAAAGUUGAGGAGAUCAGGCGACAAGAGCUGACCAUCAUACGGAGGUUUGCUGUCGUCAUCGCCAUGCUCAUCUUUGUUUUCAAUACCAUGCCUUAUAUGGUCCAGCUGACGUCAUUCGGGGUGUACAUCGCCAUCUCAGACGAGGGUUACCUCAGCCCGUCCAAGGCCUUCGUGUCCCUGCAGCUCUUCAACAUGCUCAACGUGCCGCUCACCUUCUUGCCUAUGAUCAUACCUAUGCUGGUACAGGCAGGUGUCGCCAUCACACGUCUGGCACGUUACCUCAACACCGACGACAUCAAGCCUGAUGUUGUCACCAGGGAUCCCAGGUCAGAGUUCGCCGUGAAGAUAACAAAUGGGGAGUUUACUUGGGACAAGGAGCAGGAGACUCCGACACUGAGGAACAUCACCAUGGAGGUCAAGCCCGGCAGUCUGGUCGCCGUGGUGGGGACUGUGGGGUGUGGCAAGUCAUCUCUACUGACCGCCAUUUUGGGGGAGAUGGAGAAAUUAUCUGGCAACGUCACAGUCAAAGAUUCCAUCGCCUACGUGCCGCAGGAGGCGUGGAUCCAGAAUGCCACACUGAGGAACAACAUCCUGUUCGGUUCGGAAUACAACCGCAGACGAUACGACAAGGUCGUGGAUGCGUGCGCACUCAAGGCAGACCUUGACCUUCUGCCGGGAGGUGACAUGACGGAAAUAGGAGAAAAGGGCAUCAACAUCUCGGGAGGGCAGAAGCAGCGCGUGUCGCUAGCACGUGCUGUCUACAGCAACAACGCCAUCUACCUACUGGAUGACCCACUUAGCGCCGUGGACAGUCACGUGGGCAAGCACAUCUUCCAGGAGGUCAUCGGGCCAAAGGGUUUCCUCAGAGACAAGACCCGCAUCCUUGUGACGCACGGCAUCCAGUGGCUGCCGUUUGUCGACUCCAUCAUCGUGAUGACCAAUGGCGUCAUCAGCGAGCAGGGGACGUACGAGGAGCUGAUGUCACGUGACGGCGCCUUCGCCCAGUUCCUGAAAGAGUACAUCCAGCAGGACAAGAACACGGACACAGACACGGACACGGACUCGGAGAUUGAAGCCAUCAAACGAUCGGUCCUGCAGAGGGUGGAAUCAAUCACUGGUCACGUGAUCGACGGGGUCUCGUCAGCAGACGACAGAGAAAAAAGUUUGAGCGGCCUGUCCGGGUCGGCGCGUCACAAGCAGCGACCCAGACCCAAGCGUCAGUCGUCCAAGCUGGAGUCGAGAAGGAGGCGGGACAACUCCUUCAUGGAGUCAGCGACUCACCUCCUGGGGGACAUGGAGUCAUCCUUGACCUUGCACAAAUCUGGGGCGUCGUCCGCGGCCGCCAUAGCCGGGGAGCGGCUGAUCGAGGAUGAGACGGGGGCUGCCGGGAAGGUGAAGUUCGCCAUCUACCUCCACUACUUCCGCGCCAUCGGCCUGCCGUUGUUCCUUACCUCAAUACUCACCUACACCAUGUACUCAGCCGCCUCCGUCUUCUCAGGUAUCUGGCUGAGCAUGUGGACGGACGACGAUCUUCUGCUGAACACGUCACGGUCUGGUGAGCAGGAGUACGAGGACCGGGGGAACCUCUACCUGGGGGUGUACGCUGCCAGUGGCAUCGGUCAAGGUAUUUUAAUCCUGAUAUUUGCCCUCAUCUCUGCCUUCAAGAUGACGGACGCUGCUGGAAAACUCCAUCAGUUGAUGCUGGAGAACGUGAUGAGGUCACCCAUGUCUUUCUUCGACACGACCCCUGGCGGCAGGAUCGUCAACAGGUUCUCACGUGACGUGGAGGUCAUAGACAACUCCCUGCCCGCCACCAUGAAACAGAGUCUGAACUGUCUGGGACGUGUCCUGACCACCAUCGUCACCAUCUCCUACGGUACUCCCAUCUUCCUGAGUGUCAUGGUCCCUCUGGCCAUCAUCUACAUACUCAUACAGGUGACCUACAUCCCGACGUCGAGACAGCUGAGGAGGAUCGACUCCAUCACCCGCUCCCCCAUCUACACGCACUUCUCAGAGACCCUGUCUGGCGCGGCUUCGAUCCGGGGCUACGGGGUGCAGGAGCGCUUCGUACAGGAGUCAAAACACAGGGUGGACCACAACUUCAAGUUCUACUUCGCUGGCAUCGCCGCAAAUACAUGGCUGGGGUUCCGCCUCCAGUUCCUCGGGAACCUUGUGGUGCUAGCUGCAGCCAUAUUUGCUGUCGCCAGCACCGACAUAGACACGGGGAUUGUGGGACUGUCAGUGUCAUACGCCACACAGAUGACGAGUGCCUUCGAGUUUCUGGUGACCUUGAUGAGUGAGGUCGAGACAAAUAUUGUAUCAGUAGAGAGGGUCAAGGAGUACACCGAGACGACAAGGGAGGCCGACUGGGUCAAGCCAGACGCCCGACCCCCACAGGACUGGCCGCCCUCUGGGCAUCUGAAGUUUGAGCAGUACAUGACACGGUACAGGCCAGGACUUGAACUUGUGCUCAAGGACGUCACGUGCACCAUUAAAGGAGGCGAAAAAGUUGGAAUAGUGGGCAGAACAGGGGCGGGCAAGUCGUCCAUGACCGUGGCCUUGUUUAGGAUCAUCGAGGCCGCUGGAGGGAAGAUCAUAAUCGACGGCCUUGACAUUGCAAAGUUCGGCCUGCAUGACCUCAGGAGUAAGCUGACCAUACUGCCACAGGAACCAGUCAUCUUCUCUGGCACCCUGAGAAUGAACCUUGACCCCUUCAACACUCACACAGACGCGGAGCUGUGGACAGCUAUGGAACACGCCUACCUCAAGACCUUCGUGGAGGGGCUGCCCCAAGGGCUGGCCUACGAGUGUGGGGAGGGGGGCAGCAACCUCAGUGUUGGUCAGCGACAGUUGGUGUGUCUGGCGAGGACCCUGCUCCGUAAGACCAAGAUUCUCAUACUGGACGAGGCCACGGCCGCCGUCGACCUUGAGACGGACGAGCUCAUCCAGAAUACUAUAAGGUCAGAGUUCAAGGACAGCACGGUCCUCACGAUAGCGCACAGACUCAAUACGAUCCUGGAUUACGACAGGGUGAUGGUACUCGAUCAGGGUUCAAUCAAGGAGUUUAACUCUCCUAACGUUUUACUCGGUGACAAACAUACGGUGUUUUACAGCAUGGCUAAAGACGCCGGUCUUGUGUAGACAGACACAUUUAAGACACGGGACUGGUGUAGACAAGACAGAGUUAAGACACGGACUGGUGUAGACAUUACAGAGGUAAGACACGGGACUGAUGUAGACGCGACACAUUUAAGACACGGGACUGGUGUAGACAUUACAGAGGUAAGACACGGGACUGAUGUAGACACGACACAUUUAAGACGCAGGACUGGUGUUGACAUUACAGAGUUAAGACACGGGACUGGUCUAGACACGACAGUUUAAGACACGGGACUUGUGUAGACAUUACAGAUUUAAGACAUGAUCUAAGACAUUCUAAAGACAUGGGUCUUGUCUAGAUAUAACAACAUAAACAAUAAAGUCUUCUCUACUUACGACAUGCUAAAGACCUAAGUCUCGCCUUGGUUCGUGAAAGAUUUAAUGACUGGAAUUUUUACUUUGUAAUGCGUUUUUUUAAAACUCUACAAAUAGCAUGAUACGAUGACACAAUUAUGUGAGAAAUACAAGCUGAGUUCACCUGUACUUGUACAAAACAUUUUAUUAUUUAUUGUUGUGUGCAAGAUAGCCAUGUUUUAAAUUUCCAUUUUUUAACUGUACGCAUCGCUUAUAUUUUUGUAGCCUUUAAUAUUGUUAUUUCUUUGUAUUUUAU